UAAUGUAGCUUUACUGAAUUAUUGGCCACAUUUCCUAAUUCUUUAUUGAAUACAUGGACAAAAGAAUCUUAAUCAUGCUUAAGAUUUGUUCACAGACUUAGUUGGCUGUAAUCACUUUAAAUCCACGGAUUAAAAAGAAAUGAGCAAGAAUUAAAAAGAUUAAAAAGAGAGUUCUGAAACAAAGGUCUUUAAUUAAAAGGAACAUAAAUAACAAUAUAUGACACGGAGUACUUUUGAAAUAAGAAACGACAAUGACGAGAAAGUCGACCCUUGUUGUCCUGGUAGUACUUCUCGUGCUGAUAGUGGUGAACCUGGUGGGUAUUGCCAUCCCUGUCUGGUACCACAAGGAGCACCAACACAGCAUCAACAACAGCACCAACAACAGUACCAGUGGUACCAGCAUCACCAUCAACACCAACCUGGCAUCAGCUUUAAACAGUGACACUACUUCAAAACCUGCCCACAACAAUCAGCCAAAAGAUGUAGAAGAUAAUGUUGACACAACUUCUGUGGUGACAGAUCCCAGCUCUGAUGAUGUCACGAUCAUUGAAGAUGAUUCCACACCUGACAGAUGUGUGGUUCACAUGCACAUCCUGGAAGGGCUGUGGCAGCGCCAUUGUAUCGAGACCCAUCGAGAGGGGCGCUUCUGUGAGGUGGACAUUCAAGAGUGGUGUGACAAUCUCCAGUUUUCCGAGUACAACAGUUUUGUCCUGGGCACCCAGAUCCUGGGGGACAUUAUCCUGCUGUUUGCCCUACUAACCAUCGUGAGAGCGCUGUGUAAACAUGGGAACUACAACAUAGAGAUGGUCGGUAGUGAGAUCGGAAUUGGAGGUAUUCUGAUGAUACUGGGGGUGAUGGUUUACGCAGCAGCUGACACAGGGGAGCUAGGAUACCAGGCGCGGGACCUGCAUGUGGGGUGGGGCCUGUGUGUUGGUGGUGGGGCUGCCUGCUUCCUUCUCGCAGUAUACUGCAUGUGCCGACAUGUGUAUGACUCCAGCCCCCGGAUACCUUCUGGAUACUUUCCCAUAAAUGACGAUGACUUGGAUGAUGAACUCUUGCAGUUGGACGGGUCACAGGCAAUAUGAACAUUCAUAAUCUACAAUCUGCAGGUGUUAAAAUGUUUAGAAAAUGUGCAAGAAAUGCCAUCCAUAUUGUGAGUUUUAUCACAGAGGAAAGGAAACUUAGCUUCAACAUCCCUACUGGGUAGGGCAGUGUAAAAUGUGUACCGAACGAAAAUGCUAUUUUACAGUGUAUAUCAAAAAUGAGAUUAUAGCAUUGUUCCCAGCUGUAAGCAUAGGGUCGAUGUCCACAUAUCUCCUAAAGAUUUUUGUUCACUGAAUUUGUGCAAUACCAUUAUUAAACAUGCAAAAUAGGAA
This is a messenger RNA of Mya arenaria, 1376 nucleotides long. RefSeq lists its product as uncharacterized. The transcript is spliced from 4 exons. The record is from RefSeq and is a predicted model, not a curated record. Lineage: Eukaryota; Metazoa; Mollusca; Bivalvia; Myida; Myidae. The coding region runs from base 252 to 1085 and encodes 277 amino acids.